UGUUAGCAGCUGUCACUCUCACGCCACUUCAAUGCCGAUGGCGGUAGUGUUCUUGACAUUCGUUUGUGUAAUAAUUAAUUCUGCUGGAAAGUGAACAAUAUACCUAAGUGAAUUCAGUGACAUUCUCGAUUGUAUUUUUAUUGAUACCACUGGUUUAAAAUAUCGGACAUUUGUUUAUUCUAUCAACCAUGACUCCAGUCUGAAGACGGUGUGUGUGUUCAGAAGUUGUGCUGCACCUUGGCCACAAUGUUCCAGAAACCAACCUUCGGAGCCAAUUCCUCGGGCUUUGGCUCCUUCAAUGCGGGUGCAACAACAUCCUCUCCCUUCGGCGGGGGCUUCAAGAGCACCACCAACAGCGCGUUCGGAGCCCCGCCGGCCUUCGGGGCCGCCGCGCAGCCCGCCGCCGGGGGCGGACUGUUUGGGGCGCCCAACACUUCAAGCGGAGUUUUUGGAACAACAAACACAUCUGGGUUCGGUUCGGGAGGGAGCUUCGGAGGGUUUGGAGCCAGCUCGUCAGGCGGGGGCCUGUUCGGGGCCUCGCAGCCCGCUCCGUUGUUCGGGGCCCAGCAGCAGCAGCCCUUCCAAGCGAAACCAGCUGGUUUCGGGUUCGGCGGCACAUCGACCAGCACAGCGGCCGCCACGCCGGGUUCGACGCUGUUCGGAGCCGCGCCGGCCACGGGCGGCAUGUUCGGCCAGCAGCCCGCCAUGGGCGGCACGCUCUUCGGCAAUAAUACCGGAGGCUUCGGACAGCAGCAAACAGCCACGGGCACAGCUCACGCGAAAUACAACCCAGUGGUUGGCACCGACGUGGUCGUCAAGUCCGGGACUUCGCAGAACAUCAACAUCAAGCACCAUUGCAUCACUUGUAUGAAGGAAUAUGAGAACAAAUCUUUGGAAGAGUUGAGGCUUGAAGACUACACGGCGGGCCGUAAGGGGGCGCAGGGGGGAGGGGUGUUUGGCUUUAGUCAGCCACAGCAAGAGAACAAACCACUUUUCGGCGGUUCCACGUUCGGUGCUCCGGCCACGACGAGCGCCGGCGUGUUCGGCGGCGGCGCGCUCGGCGCCUCCACCACCGGCUUCGGAAACACCAGCACAUUUUCAUUCGGCGGCGGCGCGCAAAACACGACGCAAACCAAUUCCUUGUUCGGAGCCAGCAAACCUGCCUUCGGGGCCACCUCCACCGUCGGUACUGGCUUGUUCGGAGCGACGACCACACAAGCACCUACCUUCGGCACCACCACCUCUACUUUCGGAGGGUUUGGGACGAACACAGCCACACAGCCAAGCACGGGGUUGUUCGGUGCGAAGCCCGCCACGACGGGGUUCGGCGCGCCGCCCAGCUCGGGCUUCGGGGCCUUCGGCGCGGGCGGCGGCCUGUUCGGCGCCAAGCCCAACGCGCCGCCGCCCGCCUUCGGCCAGCCCGCACCCGCAUUCGGCUCCCUGAACACAUCUGGUUUCGGCACAACGACGAGUACCUCAGGCGGUCUGUUUGGGGCCAACAACACAUUUGGCAAGCCUGCAACACAACCCACUUUCGGCUUCAAUCAGCCCACGCUUGGUGGGGGUCUGGGCACGAACACGUUCCAAACGAAGCCCGCCGGGCCCGCGUUCGGGUCCCUCGGCGGAGGCUCGCUGUUUCAGCAGCCGCAGCAACAGAACACCUUCAAAACUGAUGGCUUAGGAGGCGGGCUGGGCGGCGGCAUGUUCGGGAACACGAGUGGUCUCGGCGGCCUGGGCGGUCUAGGCACGCAACAGACAUUCGGCACUAACACUAGCUUCAUGGGACAGAGCGGUCUAUCAGCCGCUCCUCAAAACAACGUGCACGAGCAGAUUCUUUCGCUCGUCGCUCGGCCCUACGGAGACUCGCCGCUCUUCAAAGACUUGGUCCCUGAUUCAACAACAGCGGAAGAUGCCCUAAAACCCACUAACCCGGCGGCGGUCGCAGCAGUACUGGCCAACGACGCUAACUACAGGGUCGGCUCCUCUGUCUCGCGGCUCAAAGUGUUGCCCAGGGCCGCCUCGCACCCUCAGGUAAACGUAACUUCAGCCACAACAGCGGAAGAGGCUCUAAAACCCACUAACCCGGCGGCGGUCGCAGCAGUACUGGCCAACGACGCUAACUACAGGGUCGGCUCCUCUGUCUCGCGGCUCAAAGUGUUGCCCAGGGCCGCCUCGCACCCUCAGGUAAACGUAACUUCAGCCACAACAGCGGAAGAGGCUCUAAAACCCACUAACCCGGCGGCGGUCGCAGCAGUACUGGCCAACGACGCUAACUACAGGGUCGGCUCCUCUGUCUCGCGGCUCAAAGUGUUGCCCAGGGCCGCCUCGCACCCUCAGGUAAACGUAACUUCAGCCACAACAGCGGAAGAGGCUCUAAAACCCACUAACCCGGCGGCGGUCGCAGCAGUACUGGCCAACGACGCUAACUACAGGGUCGGCUCCUCUGUCUCGCGGCUCAAAGUGUUGCCCAGGGCCGCCUCGCACCCUCAGGUAAACGUAACUUCAGCCACAACAGCGGAAGAGGCUCUAAAACCCACUAACCCGGCGGCGGUCGCAGCAGUACUGGCCAACGACGCUAACUACAGGGUCGGCUCCUCUGUCUCGCGGCUCAAAGUGUUGCCCAGGGCCGCCUCGCACCCUCAGGUAAACGUAACUUCAGCCACAACAGCGGAAGAGGCUCUAAAACCCACUAACCCGGCGGCGGUCGCAGCAGUACUGGCCAACGACGCUAACUACAGGGUCGGCUCCUCUGUCUCGCGGCUCAAAGUGUUGCCCAGGGCCGCCUCGCACCCUCAGGUAAACGUAACUUCAGCCACAACAGCGGAAGAGGCUCUAAAACCCACUAACCCGGCGGCGGUCGCAGCAGUACUGGCCAACGACGCUAACUACAGGGUCGGCUCCUCUGUCUCGCGGCUCAAAGUGUUGCCCAGGGCCGCCUCGCACCCUCAGGUAAACGUAACUUCAGCCACAACAGCGGAAGAGGCUCUAAAACCCACUAACCCGGCGGCGGUCGCAGCAGUACUGGCCAACGACGCUAACUACAGGGUCGGCUCCUCUGUCUCGCGGCUCAAAGUGUUGCCCAGGGCCGCCUCGCACCCUCAGGUAAACGUAACUUCAGCCACAACAGCGGAAGAGGCUCUAAAACCCACUAACCCGGCGGCGGUCGCAGCAGUACUGGCCAACGACGCUAACUACAGGGUCGGCUCCUCUGUCUCGCGGCUCAAAGUGUUGCCCAGGGCCGCCUCGCACCCUCAGGUAAACGUAACUUCAGCCACAACAGCGGAAGAGGCUCUAAAACCCACUAACCCGGCGGCGGUCGCAGCAGUACUGGCCAACGACGCUAACUACAGGGUCGGCUCCUCUGUCUCGCGGCUCAAAGUGUUGCCCAGGGCCGCCUCGCACCCUCAGGUAAACGUAACUUCAGCCACAACAGCGGAAGAGGCUCUAAAACCCACUAACCCGGCGGCGGUCGCAGCAGUACUGGCCAACGACGCUAACUACAGGGUCGGCUCCUCUGUCUCGCGGCUCAAAGUGUUGCCCAGGGCCGCCUCGCACCCUCAGGUAAACGUAACUUCAGCCACAACAGCGGAAGAGGCUCUAAAACCCACUAACCCGGCGGCGGUCGCAGCAGUACUGGCCAACGACGCUAACUACAGGGUCGGCUCCUCUGUCUCGCGGCUCAAAGUGUUGCCCAGGGCCGCCUCGCACCCUCAGGUAAACGUAACUUCAGCCACAACAGCGGAAGAGGCUCUAAAACCCACUAACCCGGCGGCGGUCGCAGCAGUACUGGCCAACGACGCUAACUACAGGGUCGGCUCCUCUGUCUCGCGGCUCAAAGUGUUGCCCAGGGCCGCCUCGCACCCUCAGGUAAACGUAACUUCAGCCACAACAGCGGAAGAGGCUCUAAAACCCACUAACCCGGCGGCGGUCGCAGCAGUACUGGCCAACGACGCUAACUACAGGGUCGGCUCCUCUGUCUCGCGGCUCAAAGUGUUGCCCAGGGCCGCCUCGCACCCUCAGGUAAACGUAACUUCAGCCACAACAGCGGAAGAGGCUCUAAAACCCACUAACCCGGCGGCGGUCGCAGCAGUACUGGCCAACGACGCUAACUACAGGGUCGGCUCCUCUGUCUCGCGGCUCAAAGUGUUGCCCAGGGCCGCCUCGCACCCUCAGGUAAACGUAACUUCAGCCACAACAGCGGAAGAGGCUCUAAAACCCACUAACCCGGCGGCGGUCGCAGCAGUACUGGCCAACGACGCUAACUACAGGGUCGGCUCCUCUGUCUCGCGGCUCAAAGUGUUGCCCAGGGCCGCCUCGCACCCUCAGGUAAACGUAACUUCAGCCACAACAGCGGAAGAGGCUCUAAAACCCACUAACCCGGCGGCGGUCGCAGCAGUACUGGCCAACGACGCUAACUACAGGGUCGGCUCCUCUGUCUCGCGGCUCAAAGUGUUGCCCAGGGCCGCCUCGCACCCUCAGGUAAACGUAACUUCAGCCACAACAGCGGAAGAGGCUCUAAAACCCACUAACCCGGCGGCGGUCGCAGCAGUACUGGCCAACGACGCUAACUACAGGGUCGGCUCCUCUGUCUCGCGGCUCAAAGUGUUGCCCAGGGCCGCCUCGCACCCUCAGGUAAACGUAACUUCAGCCACAACAGCGGAAGAGGCUCUAAAACCCACUAACCCGGCGGCGGUCGCAGCAGUACUGGCCAACGACGCUAACUACAGGGUCGGCUCCUCUGUCUCGCGGCUCAAAGUGUUGCCCAGGGCCGCCUCGCACCCUCAGAAAUCGCUGUUCGACGGUCUAGAAGAGUACGACGCCAGCUUAGAAGACCAGCUCACCCUGAAGCCGAGCAGAAAGCGCCUCGUGCUGCGACCCAAGAACACCCACACUCCGGAACUAGAAACACAAAACAGAUCUUCAGACGAGCAGAACCAUAGUAGAGACGUGCCAACCCAGACGGAGAAAGAGCGGACGGAGGUCAACUCUAACGGCGACCCGGACGGACGACGGAACCUCAGCAACAACAACAGUGAGGGUCUCCAAACGCACCGCGGGCCGGAUUUGGCCCGCGGGCCGCGGUUGGACACCCCUGCAUUAGAGAACCAUAGAGACGUGCCAACCCAGACGGAGAAAGAGCGGACGGAGGUCAACUCUAACGGCGACCCGGACGGACGACGGAACCUCAGCAACAACAACAAUAUAGAACUCAGUUCAGAGAAACAUGCCAGUUGGCUCAGUUCUCCAAAGGCUCCAUGGCACGAUAAGGAGAAGCAAAGCGAGGAAGAGCCUACUUCCCGACUCUAUCCUGAUUUAGAUAAGGAGUUACCGGCACAGUUUCCCGAACGGCGGUCUAGUUGGCUGACAACGAAGACCCUUCGGAAACCGCCGCCCUCCGCCGCCGAAACGUCAGCCGAACACUCAUUGCGGGAACUUGGCGUUAGGAGCGAAAGAGACAAAGAGAACAUCGACAGCUUGUCCGUUUCAGAGGAGGAGAGUAUGACCCGCGAGCCGCCGCCGGCCGCGCCGCACCCGGCGGGCGUCAAACUAACCAGACCGGGGUACUACACCAUACCCUCGCUAGAAGAGAUGGUCGCAUACAUGCGUCCGGAUGGUUCGUGCGUGGUCCCACACCUGACUAUCGGUCGAAAGAACUACGGGAAUGUGUUCUACGAUUGUGAGGUCGACGUUGCCAACCUAGACCUAGAUGCAUUGGUACAUUUCUUAAAUAAGGAGGUGAUAGUGUACCCUGAGGAUUCUGACAAGCCGCCAGUAGGCCAAGGGCUGAACCGGCGCGCCGUGGUCACGCUCGACCGGAUCUGGCCGCGGGACAAGACGGAGAAGACCCCCAUCACGGACCCGGAGAGAUUACUAACAAUGGACUACGAGGGCAAGCUGCGCCGUGUGUGCGACAAACACGACACUAAGUUCAUCGAGUACCGCCCGCAGACCGGCAGCUGGGUGUUCCGGGUGGAGCAUUUCAGCAAGUACGGAUUAACCGAUUCCGAUGAGGAGGACGAUCCAACGCCGACCGUGCUCAAGCGGCAGCUAGUCAACGAAACUUUGCAGAAAAAUGCUGCACCAGCUCAAAUACCACCAGUAUCAGCAGCGCCCGGCCUCGGCGGUCUCGGCCCAGGCCUAGGAGGCCUCAGCAGCUUCGCCGGCCCCGGGCUCGGCGGCCUCGGCCUCAGCGGGCCCGGCCUCGGUGGCCUCGGAGCGCCGGGAUUGGGAGAUGAUAGCUUGUAUGCUAUGCAGCAUACGUCUCUUGAUCUGCUGGGACAGGCGGGGAAAGCCUUUGAUAUGGACACGACAGAAGAGAACGGCGAGCCUCAGAGCCUCUACGACUCUACCAGAGGGUUUGGUGUGAAGAGUCCCACAGCAGAACUGGCCCGUUUGGAGAACAGACAGAGCCACCAUGUUCAAUUGAUGAAGGCAUCCAUUUAUGCUGAUGACAUGGAUAUGGACGACGGCACGUCAACGUCGACGGGCGACCAGCAAGUGCCCGCGCCGCGGAGCGUGUUCCGUCUGGCCCCGCGCGACAACUUGCCCCCCGUCGUAGAGGAGACCGGAGCAUUAGUGCACUUACCUGACAUAUCGUCUGGCGUGGAUUUACCUAUGCGGCCUCUCAUCGUGAAUCCAGAGAAAAUCGUACUCAAGUACCAUAGGAAAGUGCUGCCAUUCAAACUGACUAUAGCUGGUAAACUGGACGCGGCUUGUAUAGCGGAUCUGUCAGUGAGUCGCGCUCGCCACAGUCGUGUGGGGUUCGGUCCCGGCGGCGCCAUGGUCUUCGCCUCCACGUAUGACGCUCUCGUCGACCUGCCCAGAGCGGCACAGCUAUCGGAGAUCGGUAAAUACGUCGCGGGGCGUGCUGAAGACGACUGGAGCGAGCCCGUGGUCGCCAGGCUGGCCAUAGGACAGACUGACACCACCACCAACUUCAUGACCACGCUCACCAAGCAGAUGGAAACCCUCCUGGAAUGGUCGACGUCUUUCCCCGCUGAGGAAUCGGCCGAGGAACAUUGUCCGCGGCUCACGCUGAAGGAGGCGCCGCGGGACAGGAGGGAAGCCCUGCGGGCGCUCCGCGAGCGCGCGGGGCAGGACCGGGACAGGAAAACUAAGUUUGGCGUGUCGGGAGCGUACUGCUACGAGGUGUGGACGCUGUGCGAGGCGCUGUGGGGCGCGGACUUAGACAACGGCGGCGUUCCUGGCACAGAUGACUUGUCAGUAGUGAACCGUCAUCGAGAGCUGCUACGUUGGCUGACGGAGGCGGUGGCCGCCAUCACCGACCGUGAGCUAGAACGGCCGUGCAAGCCAGAGGCGGAGGAUGAGACAGACGGGCACAGUGCGCGUGUAUGGACCCUGCUAUUAGGCGGGCGGUUACUGGAGGCCUGCAAGGUCUCUAGAGACCACGGAGACAUGCACAUGGCCUCACUCAUCGCGCAAGCCGCUGGAGACGGGGUAUUCCGCAGCCUCAUAGCUCGUCAGCUGUCUCAAUGGCGAGAGUGCGGAGCCGAAAGCACAGUGUCAGCACACCGACUGGCCUCCUUACAACUCCUCGCUGGCUUGGAGAGCCCCCGGACCAAGCUCAUGGAAGGCGACUGGCUGCAGACACUACAUGCCACUGCCAGAUACAUCUGCGCGCCCGUCCCCUCCCUUGAGCACGUGGUGCGCACGUACGAGAGCUUCUUCGUGUCCGAGCCAGAGGGCGCGGCCGACCUCACCGCGGUGCUCGACGACCAGGCCGAGCUCAAGUGCCCCCUGCCCCCCUAUAUGGGAGAGUACGACGUCACUGUCCACGAUAACGGCAAGCAACGCCGCGUGCUCGACCUACGCUACGAGUUAAUCAGGGCUCGAGCCUUCAACCACAGCCCUAAACUGCACCCUGCAGCCUACACCCCCGACCCUACCGACUACAGUUUAAGCUUCCUGCUCGGCGUGUGGUUCGGGAGUCCCUCUAUAGAGAGCAUUACCGGAGUCGCCGAACAACUAGAGGCGGCGGGAGCGUGGCAUCUCGCCGUGCAGGCGCUGGCUCACCACCCUAACGAUGCCGCUCGCGGGCACCUGAUCCGCGGCGUGCUGUCGCGCCACGCGCCGGCGCGCGCCGACACGCCGGAGCUGCGCGCGCGGCUGGAGCUGGUGGCGGCGCUGCGCGUGCCGCGCCGGUGGCUGCUGCUCGCGCAGGCGCACCGCGCCAAGUACGAGCACCUACCAGCGGUAGAGGCGGAGCAUCUAGUCGGUGCCGAGCAGUGGAACGCUGCACACAAAGUGUUGUUAGAAGAACUGCUGCCCGAAGCCGUGUUGGCCGAUGACCUACGCAGUAUAGCACCGCUGCUCGAACAGCUAAACGAGGCCGCGGAACGUCACGAGGUCAGCGGCUGGCAACACGGCGGGCAAGCACUCCACCACUACAUCAGGGUGUGCGACGAGAUCCGCAGCCUAGUAUCGUGUAUGGAUGCCGACCGCGAAAGCGUACAGACACGCUUAGAGGCCUUGCGGCCUCGCGUGGCCGCCGCCUGCCGCGCCCAAGCGGGCCUCACUGUCAAGACUCCCCGGCACGCCGCGGCCCGCGCCGAGAUGGGCGCGCGGCUGCUGCAGCUGGCCGUAGCCGCUCGGGAGCCGCCCCAGCACCUCGCCGCAUUAUUGGCCGCCCUGCCGUUGCCGCCCGACUGCACCGCCACGGCCCGUCAGAAGAUCACGAUGGAGCUCGCCGAGCAGGCGUCAGAGAUGUGCAUAGAAUCGUCAGACACAUCCCCACACAGGCCCACAAUACAGGCGUAAACUACAAGCUGUAUAAAAUAGUUGUCGUCAAAGAAUAGGGGGUAUUACUGCAAUGUUCUGCCGCCAGAGUGCAGCACUAAGCUAGCUAGUAAACCAUAGAGUAACUUAUACAUCAUCAUCUCAGCUAUAAGACGUCCACUGCUGAACAUAGGCCUCCCCCUUGGACCUCCACACGUACCGGUUGGAAGCGACCCGCAUCCAGCGUCCUCCGGCGACCUUAACAAGGUCGUCUGUCCAUCUUGUGGGAGGACGUCCUACGCUGCGCUUGCUAGUCCGUGGUCUCCACUCGAGCACUUUUCGACCCCAUCCCAUCGGUCAUCUUCAACUUAUACAUACUGUGCCUUAAACUGUUUUUUGACAAGUUUUCACAGACAAUAAAAUAUGACAUUGAUGCAUCAAGGCCGUUUGUUAACAAGGGCCUACCGGGAAACGCGAAAAUCGACAUUUAGUUAUCUGCCUCUCUUUCAAUCGAAUAUGCAAGAGUGAUAGAGAGGCAGAAACCGAACUUUCGAUUGUCGUGUUUCACGGUAGGCCAUGUGAUUGAGCUAGUGCCCUCUAUGCAGAGGUUUGCGUAAUAUUCCCUAUUACUUGGAAGACUAGUAAGGCUCCGUACAUUAUCCGCUAACUCUUGUUGUCAACAUUUUACGUUUGACAAUCCACUUAUCAAAAACUAUGGCGCCAUUUACUUCAGCUACCAAACUCGGGGCGUUCAUACUCCCUUAUUCAUAAAACUUUACGGGCCUGAUUUAGUUAAAUUAUGUUUUAUCCCUUUCUUACAAAUACAUAAGUCAAAAUGACAGAUAGAGACAAACGAUUCAUAGCUAAUUCAGGCCAGUAACGUAUUUAUGAGCCAAUAGACUAACCCCUUUAUGCAUAAACAUGCAACAAACCUCAAUUAUCUAAUAAUCGUUUGUCCUUAUCUGUCAUUUUGACUUAUGUAUUUGUAAGAAAGGGACAAAACAUAAUUUAACUAAAUCAGGUCCGUAAAGUUUUAUGA
Messenger RNA from Cydia splendana, 9775 nucleotides. RefSeq names its product nuclear pore complex protein Nup98-Nup96-like (gene Nup98-96). The transcript is spliced from 49 exons. Gene Ontology annotation, biological process: telomere tethering at nuclear periphery; protein import into nucleus; post-transcriptional tethering of RNA polymerase II gene DNA at nuclear periphery. The record is from RefSeq and is a predicted model, not a curated record. The coding region runs from base 247 to 8778 and encodes 2843 amino acids. Lineage: Eukaryota; Metazoa; Arthropoda; Insecta; Lepidoptera; Tortricidae. Gene Ontology annotation, molecular function: structural constituent of nuclear pore; RNA binding. Gene Ontology annotation, cellular component: nuclear pore; nuclear pore cytoplasmic filaments.